CACAUGACCCGAGACCGCUCCACCAAACUUGCUAUUUGACUUUCUUCCCCAGCGGGGCCGCUUGCUUCCAGUUAGUUGGGACGACUCCAAAGAUGUCUCCGGCUGGGUGAAGGCGCUUGUCGAAAAUAUGUCGUAAGGUGUCAGUGGUGUAAACGUGUGUUACUAGCAGCUACGCCAUGUGAAUGAUUGACCCGGAGGAAAGUGUCCUGUAUGCAGAGACCUGGUUCACUGUUGAAGAUGUCCGGCGGUAGCUUGUUGAGCAAGGUGCGCUCCGCCUUUAGGAGAGAGCGGGACCACUGGGACAUGAGCAGCGACACGGCACCCUUCGACUUCUCCGACGAGCUGGUGGAGGACGAAGCGCCGAAAUUCACCAAGCUGAAGGUGGUGGUCUCCGGCGAGAUGUCGGACUACUCCGCCGGCGCGCCGUCCAACGGGGUGGCGGUCGACACGCAGGUGGUGGCGGGCCGUGCGGAAGACGACGACUCCCUGCUGGACUCUUCCUCCGGCCUGGGAAGCCCGGUCCUGAACGCGGACCCCUGCGACAGCUGCACCAAGAAGCGCGAGACGAUGAAGCAGAGGAAGGUGAUGAAGAGGCUGGUUGUCGCAGCUGUGCUCUACUUUCUCUUCAUGAUGGCUGAAAUUAUAGGUGGCUAUGUGUCAAACAGCCUCGCCAUCAUGACCGACGCUGUGCACAUGUUGGCGGAUGUGGUGGGUAUCCUUUUCUCCCUGCUUGCUCUGUGGCUGUCCACUAAACCACCCACCAAGAGAUUCACCUUUGGACUGCAUCGCCUCGAGGUGAUAUCGGCGGUCCUCAGUGUGACCCUCAUCUACAUCCUGACGGCGAUACUGCUCUUUGAGGCCGUUCAGAGGACGCUUACGCAAGACUUCGACAUCGACGGAGACGUCAUGAUCAUCACGGCGGCUGUGGGCUUGGCUGUCAACCUCAUAAUGGGCUUCUUAUUAAACCAAGGUGGUCACCUUCACUCUCACGGCCACGGUCACCCUCACGGGGCCGCAGCUGCGUCGGGCUCGCAGUCCGCAGGGUCCGGACGCAACCAAAGGCCACGCGGCAGCCUGGCUGUCCGGGCCGCCUUCAUCCACGCUUUGGGCGACCUCCUCCAGAGCGUCGGGGUUCUCAUAGCUGCAUACAUCAUCCGCUUCAAGCCGGACUAUAAACUGGCAGAUCCCAUCUGCACCUACAUCUUCUCAGUCCUGGUUCUGUUCACCACAGUCCGCAUCAUACGUGACACGACAGUCAUCGUGCUGGAAGGCGUGCCCAGACACCUCGACACUGUGCGGAUCAAAGAGGAUCUCCUGAAGCUGGAAGCCGUGCAGUCGGUCGAUGAGCUGAAUAUUUGGGCGCUGACUGCGGAUAAAACUGCAGCGCUUGUGCAUCUUCAGCUCACGCCGUCAAGUGCCAGCGAGUGGGAGGACGUCCAGGCAAAGGCCCGCCACCUGCUGCUUCACACCUACGACCUGACCAGAUGCACGGUUCAGGUCCAGACGCACAGGCAGAGGCCCGUGCGCACCUGUGCGCACUGUCAGCAGCCCAGCGCUUAAACUGGACAUUUCUACUGCUCUCACUUCUUCCUCUCUGUGCGUUUCUUUGGAGCCACUUGUUGGCGAGUCCGGGCAGAAGGCACCUGGGUGUUGCACCGCCCAGAAGUAACACUCCUGGUGAAAGAAAGGAUUAUGAGGACCGACUGCUCUUUGACAUGUUCAGCUCAGGAACAUGAACCAUCAGCACUUUCUUUUAAAUCACCACGAAGGCCUAUUUAUCUGUGUUUUACACUUUGAUUUAUGGCAACUGGUGAAUAGUUUUUGUUAUUGUGUUUUGGGCCUGUAUGUUACUUUAACUAUGGAAAGCCUUUCGAGAAUUUAUUCAGUAGCCUUGAUAUCCAUCUUAAGGUCCAUGUACUCUUUGCUCUUUGUCCUCACGAGUAAGACAACUCGGCGCACUAGUAAAAUGGUUGUGUCUUACUAGUAAUGUUUUUGUUUCCCCCCACUACUUGAUAACAUUUCUACACACUAUUAGGACAACUUUGGCUACUGCAUGCUACUACUACUACUACUACUACUGACAUAAAAUUCUACUAGUUAACAUCUAGAGCUUGAUGUCAACUACUGCAGAGUUUUGCCUCACAGGUAACAUGUAGUUAUCCUACUAGUGCAGUUUUGCCUCGCUUGUAAGGACAGAGAGGUUCCCAGUACUUGGACCUUAAGGUGGAUAUCAAGGAUAUGGAAUUAAUGCUCAAACGGCUUGCCGUAGUUUACCGGAAAAGUACAGCAGACUGAAUCACUUAAUGCAGCUCAUUGUACUUGCGUUACUAGCCUUUAACUAAAGUCACUUUCUGCUCAACUGACCCGCACUAAUAUUUGAACUCAAUUGUGUCAACGCUGACUGCAGAGUUGAAGCCGGCAGCAGCAGCCGAGUGCAAUGAAGGCCGCUGUACCUCAUUGGUGGCUGACAGCGUUGUGGCACUGAGUCAACUCUCCUCCAGUAUUUCCCGUGUUCACAAAUAGUAAUGCUCUUCAUAUUCGUCACAGGAUGUCCAAAUCUGGAUCACAUGCUUUGUUUUGUAAUAAAAUAUUGUUUCACUCACAA
Molecule: messenger RNA, 2605 nt
Organism: Phyllopteryx taeniolatus (common seadragon)
Lineage: Eukaryota; Metazoa; Chordata; Actinopteri; Syngnathiformes; Syngnathidae
Gene: slc30a4
Product: solute carrier family 30 member 4
Exons: 9
Coding region: 211-1560 (449 amino acids)
Biological process (GO): zinc ion transmembrane transport; response to zinc ion
Cellular component (GO): plasma membrane
Molecular function (GO): zinc ion transmembrane transporter activity
Source: RefSeq, a predicted model, not a curated record